CUCAACCCUUACAACUCACCCUCACUUCCUCCUCGGUCACCGCUGACUCCAGACAAGAUGAGCUACGUCGCCAAGGACAAGGAUGUUGACGCAUCCGCCCCCUCUGCCAAGAUCCACCGAAUUCGCAUCACCCUCACCUCGCGAAACGUAAAGAACCUCGAAAAGGUUUGCAACGACCUCAUCUCUCGAUCCAAGGACAAGCAACUCCGAACCAAGGGACCCGUAAGGCUCCCUACCAAGGUCCUCACCCACGUCACUAGGAAGUCUCCUUGUGGUGAGGGUUCCAAGACUUGGGACAGGUUCGAGAUGAGGAUCCACAAGAGGCUCAUCGACCUGCACUCUCCCUCGGAGAUCGUCAAGCAGAUCACCUCCAUCUCUCUCGAGCCCGGAGUUGAGGUUGAGGUCACCAUCCUCUCCACCAACUAAGCUUCUCGCCAAGAGAAAGCCUGCGCCUUUUACACUGCCUCUUCUUUGCUUUGGAAUGGACGAUGCCCACUUUGACGUCCAGCCAUACCAGAUCCGUUCACUCUGAUUUGGUCUUCACCAAGGCGAAUAUUUGAGAAGGGUAGAGAGGGAUGUCAGGGAAGCAAGACCCCUUAGUUGUCCUCACGUUUCAGCGGAGGGUGUGUGCAUGUAAUUCGGUGUAGGGGAACAAUCAAAGAGGAACAGCUGGAAGGAUCGUUGGAUAUAACGAUUCCCAUGGCUCCCGUCUGCUUCUCCCUGCAUCAAAAACAAUGGCAUACCAUUUCCGUCCCCCCUUGCCCUAAACCUUGCAAACACUGACCUGACCGAGCGACCGACCGACCGUGUGCGUUCUUGUCCACUGUGUGAACAGAUCUUUGUGUCAG
This is a messenger RNA of Microstroma glucosiphilum, 848 nucleotides long. Its product is annotated as putative 40s ribosomal protein s20. The record is from RefSeq and is a predicted model, not a curated record. Gene Ontology annotation, biological process: translation. Gene Ontology annotation, molecular function: structural constituent of ribosome. Lineage: Eukaryota; Fungi; Basidiomycota; Exobasidiomycetes; Microstromatales; Microstromataceae. Gene Ontology annotation, cellular component: cytosolic small ribosomal subunit; ribosome. The transcript is spliced from 2 exons. Bases 58 to 426 code for a protein of 122 amino acids.